Messenger RNA from Rodentolepis nana, 213 nucleotides. The record is from the annotation of a GenBank genome assembly. Lineage: Eukaryota; Metazoa; Platyhelminthes; Cestoda; Cyclophyllidea; Hymenolepididae.
AUGACCUGGAGACUCUUAUCUGCACUGAUUGUCUCAAGUAAUACCGUUGGUCUCAAGGAACCAGGUCACCCUCCUGUUAAACAUUCUUUCCAUAAGUUUAGCCAGCACGAAUGUGAGGAAGAUGGGUACGAGACUGGUCUCCCAGAUUUUGUUGAAAAUCGUCACAUGGUUUCCUUGGCUGUUGGUCCCAUUCUAAUUAGACAUUCCGGAUGA